Messenger RNA from Rhinopithecus roxellana (golden snub-nosed monkey), 2777 nucleotides. RefSeq names its product ERI1 exoribonuclease family member 2 (gene ERI2). The record is from RefSeq and is a predicted model, not a curated record. Gene Ontology annotation, biological process: exonucleolytic trimming to generate mature 3'-end of 5.8S rRNA from tricistronic rRNA transcript (SSU-rRNA, 5.8S rRNA, LSU-rRNA). The transcript is spliced from 9 exons. NCBI's taxonomy places the organism in Eukaryota, Metazoa, Chordata, Mammalia, Primates, Cercopithecidae. Bases 927 to 2714 code for a protein of 595 amino acids. Gene Ontology annotation, molecular function: nucleic acid binding; 3'-5'-RNA exonuclease activity; zinc ion binding.
GUGGGGGACGGGUAGCUCCGGGUUCGGCACUGGCGUGGGCGGCAGAGCAGGGCACGGCAGGUGGCAUCUGCGGUGAUGGCCUCCAUUACCUGCAGCCCCGGCGUCUGCGACCUGCCGUCCCUGGCAUGGUUGGAAAGGCGCCUCUCUGGACCGCGGUCUUCAGCCUUGGGCCGCUUUCUACCCGAGGGUGACAGGAGGAGGCCUACAAACCCUGGGGUCUUGACUGUGUGGCCUUGAGCCAAUGCCUGCCCAUUUUAGGCCUCGGGAAACGACUGGACGUGACAGUGCCCUGCAGACUAGUUGGAGGUCUCAGGCAGGCCACACUGAACCCAUCAAGGUGUUCAACCUGUUUGAAAUGCUCGUUCCUCGGUGCUGUAAAGAAAUAGAACUUGAACUUAAAUUUAAUGUAUUUAGCAAGGUCAUUUUUACUUCCUGCAGAAAAGGUACACUUGCCAGCAGUUUUGCCAGGAGAGUGCACUGAAUAAAGGAGACAGGGUCAUUUAUAACGUGGCGCGUCCACCCUACUGCUGUGUCUGGUUUCCAUUGGCUGGAACGGGACCUCACAUUCUGUGUUUGUCCGGAUUGACUAGCAACUUAGAACUUUUUAGAAGAGGCAAAGGUAGAGGAGAACAAAGGAAGGAGGAAGUAACUUGUUGGAAUGCUGAGAAAGGCAGCUUGGAUUAAUUAGGAGAAAGUCAAUUGCUCCAGCAAAUGGAAAUCUAGGAAGAAGCAAAUCCAAGCAGUUGUUUGACUACUUAAUUGUCAUUGAUUUUGAAUCGACAUGCUGGAAUGAUGGGAAGCGCCACCAUAGCCAGGAAAUAAUUGAAUUUCCAGCAGUGUUGCUGAACACAUCAACUGGACAGAUUGAAUCUGAGUUCCAGGCUUAUGUUCAACCUCAGGAACAUCCAAUUCUUUCAGAAUUUUGCAUGGAAUUGACAGGCAUAAAGCAGGCUCAAGUUGAUGAAGGAGUCCCUCUGAAGAUUUGCUUAUCUCAGUUCUGUAAAUGGAUUCAUAAGAUUCAGCAACAGAAGAACAUUAUUUUUGCUACUGGGGUUUCAGAGCCUUCUACUUCUGAAGUAAAAUUAUGUGCAUUUGUUACUUGGUCAGACUGGGACUUGGGGGUUUGCCUGGAGUAUGAGUGUAAAAGAAAACAGCUGUUAAAACCUGUGUUUUUAAAUUCUUGGAUUGAUCUCAGAGCAACUUACAAGCUUUUCUAUAGGAGAAAACCAAAAGGACUAAGUGGUGCCUUGCAGGAAGUAGGAAUAGAAUUCUCAGGACGAGAACAUUCUGGGUUGGACGAUUCUCGGAAUACUGCCCUUCUUGCUUGGAAAAUGAUCAGAGAUGGUUGUGUAAUGAAAAUUACAAGAUCGUUGAACAAGGUUCCCACUAAGAAGAAUUCCAGCAUUCUGGCCAGAAAUUUGAAUAUAAAUCAAGUUGAAGAAAUGUCUGCCUGUACCAUUAGCAUCCAGGGUCCCAGCAUAUAUAAUAAUGAGCCUAAAAAUACAAUAAAUCCUCAUGAAAAAGUUCAAAUGAAGUCAAUUUGUGCAAAUUCUCCUAUAAAGGCACAACAGGAUCAAUUACAAGUAAAGAACAAUGUAAAAGCAAGUCUUCACAAUGUCAAAAGUUGCUUAUCUCUUUUUAAUACUAAGUCCUCUCCUUCUCUGGGGCAGUUGCAGUCUCCUACCUUGAAUUCACCUAUCUAUAUGCAAAAGCAAGGAAAAAAUGAACAUCUUGCAUUUAAUACCAAAUCUAAGUCUUCAACAGUUGGUUCCGAAUUGGUACUUGUUUCUACCACCAUUCCAACUGUUCAUCAUGUUUCUGAUUUGGAAAUGAGCUCUACUCUGGACUGUUUACCUAUGUUGGCUGAUUGGGAGGAUGUGGUUUUACUGCCAGCGUCUCGGCCUGAGAAAAACAUAGACUAUACAGUUCCCAUUAGUGACUCAGACUUAGAGAUUUCAUUUAAUUCUGGAGAAGGAUUAAUGGUUUUGAAAGAAUUGGAAAUGCCAAGUCAUGAAAACUUUGGAGACAUAGAGGAAACUCCUAAAAAAUCUGAGACUUCUAACUCUAUUGUGUACAAGAGUCCUCACACCACUAUUUAUAAUGUAAAAGAAGCCAAAGAUCCAGGUUCAGAUAUUUCUGCCUUUAAGUUACCUGAACACAAAUCAGGUACCUUCAACAGAGUUAAUGCCAAUAUGUCUCAUCCUUUAGUUUUGGGGAAACAUUCUUUUCUUUCAGGUGGUACCAAAAGGAAUCCAUGCAGUCCCCAAGCUUUCCCACCAGCAAAAAAACAACCCUUCACUAUUCAUGAAGAAAAGCCUACAUCAUCUGAUUGCUCCCCAGUAAGAAGUUCUUCCUGGAAGCAUCUCCCAUCUAUAUUAACUUCUACAGUUAACCUACAAGAGCCUUGGAAGAGUGGGAAAAUGACACCUCCCUUAUGCAAGUGUGGUCGAAGAUCUAAGAGACUUGUUGUUUCUAAUAAUGGACCAAACCACGGGAAAGUCUUCUAUUGUUGCCCUAUUGGGAAAUACCAAGAAAACAGAAAAUGUUGUGGUUAUUUCAAAUGGGAACAAACACUUCAAAAGGAAAGCAUGGUUCCAUCUCAUUCCACAGGGGGAGUCACAUUUAAUUCACCAGAAACGAGCCAUAUUUGUGACAGAAAUUUAAGUAUUUCCACCAAAACUUCUUUGAGACUCAGGCCUUCAAUGAGGAAUUGAUAACCUUUCAUGUAUGAAUCCUAAUUGUUCCUUGAAUUUUCAAACAUGAGUAUUCUGAUAACA